AUGGGUGAACCCUCCAAAGCAGAUGACCGCCUUAUUGUCUGGUUCGACAUCGACAACACCUUGUAUUCGGCGAGUUCCAAUAUUUCUCAUGCGAUGGGGACACGGAUCCAAGCCUACUUCUUGAGCCUUGGCCUCGAUCCGCAAGAAGCAUCCGAGUUGCAUCUGAAGUACUACACGCACUGGAAUGUGGGCUUAGAUCCUCUAGAUUUUGAUCGCAAAUGCGAUGGCUCUCUCCCCUUAGAGGACAUGAUAUCUUAUGACCCAAGCCUCCGCCAACUCUUCGAAGACAUAGACAGGACAAAGGCGCGUGUUUGGGCCCUGACGAAUGCAUAUCGCACGCACGCCGAACGAGUCCUUCGCAUCUUGAAGCUGGACGAUCUCGUUGAUGGCCUCGUGUACUGCGAUUACCUCGUCAAGGAUUUUUCUUGCAAACCUGAGCCUGUAUUUUAUGAAAUGGCUAUGAAACAGGCUGGCGUCACGGACCCUUCGAAAUGCUACUUCGUGGAUGACAAUCGAAAGAAUGUUGAUGCCGCAUGCUCGGUUGGAUGGGGACAUUGCGUUCACUUCUGCGAAAAGGGUCUGGAGGCAAUGGAAGGAGGGAGGAUCAAGCAGAUAGACGACGAGCGGGAGCCAGACGCGUCGGACAAUAAUGUUGUUGAUGUGACCACUCUUCAAGAACUGCGGGAAGUCUGGUCGGAGAUUUUCAAGGCAUUUUGA
Molecule: messenger RNA, 717 nt
Organism: Cyclocybe aegerita
Lineage: Eukaryota; Fungi; Basidiomycota; Agaricomycetes; Agaricales; Hemipholiotaceae
Source: the annotation of a GenBank genome assembly